Messenger RNA from Rhopilema esculentum, 4675 nucleotides. Its product is annotated as metabotropic glutamate receptor 8. The record is from RefSeq and is a predicted model, not a curated record. Lineage: Eukaryota; Metazoa; Cnidaria; Scyphozoa; Rhizostomeae; Rhizostomatidae. Gene Ontology annotation, cellular component: membrane. Gene Ontology annotation, biological process: G protein-coupled receptor signaling pathway. Gene Ontology annotation, molecular function: G protein-coupled receptor activity.
AGAUAACACUAAAUGGAUUUCGUUGUCUGUCAUAUAACUUUGUAUCAUAUAAAUUCUCACUCAGUCUAUUCGAAGUUCAAGAAGCGUUAGUUCGUGCUGAUGAAAUUUGGAUAGAAAUCUGUUUAUAAAACAAGACAAAGUUUGCCGGGGGUUAAGAUACCUCUGUUCUUCUGUAAACAAGUUGCGGUUGGCAGUGAACUUUGACGUAGGUAGACAGGGAUAACCUUGGACAGUUUUAUGACCGCCUUCCUGCGAUUGCCGGUAGGAAGAGCAGUUUCUGGAUCGAAUUCUAAAGCAUUACAAAUCAAGUCUGGCAUAGAAAUAUUAUUUCUUGAAAGUGCCAGUCUUCGGUCGGCAUCCCAGAAGCAUUACGAAAGAGGGCCUAUCGGGCGCCGUCAUUCGGCUGACAAGUCGGGACCGAGGAUGGUUUCCCAUGCAUCGUUCAUAAACAAAUUACAAAAUCCACAUCACAGAACCAGCAGCCAAAAAAUCGUAAAAAGAUGUUAGCAGUCAAAAUGUGACUUGGCAUUGCAAACAUUGCUGGUGAUGGGUUUGGUCAUCUUUCUGAUUUACUUGUGUUUUGCCAUCUCCAUUUCUGCAGCUAUCGAGUUUGUUUCGAACAACCCAGUGAAUGGAACAAGGAACGCUGCAUCAACCAAUGGAAAAAUACUUCUCGGUGGCCUAUUCCCAAUCCACAGCAAGGUUGAAGGAAAAAGUGCUAGAAGUUGCGGGCGUCUCAACCACGAAAGAGGCAUUCAUCGAAUCGAGGCAAUGCUAUAUGCAAUCGAUAUGAUCAAUAAAAACAAUACAAUUUUACCAAAGCAUGCGAUUGGUGUAAAUAUUAGGGACACAUGUGGUGUUGAUACCCACGCUUUAGAGGAAUCUUUGCAUUUCAUUAGAGAUUCCCAUGAAAGCUCCAGUAACUGCGGUUUGUACAACUCGCAGAAUGGUUUUGUUGGGGUUAUAGGCGCAGCAUCGAGCGGGGUUUCAAUCCAGGUCGCUAAUUUGUUGCGCCUUUUUAGGAUGCCUCAAAUAAGUUAUGCCUCAACCAGCCCCGAUCUGAUUGAUCGCCAGAAAUUCGAGUAUUUUCUCCGCACCGUUCCCCCUGAUACUUACCAAGCUCGGGCUAUGGUCGAUAUCAUUAGCCACUUUAACUGGACCUCCGUUCACGCAUUGUACUCUGAAGGAAACUAUGGACGCAAUGGCAUGGAGGAGUUUCUAAAAGGCACUAAGAAUUUAAGUAUUUGUGUCGUGUCAUUGGAGAUGGUAAACGGAAAAACGGACUUUUCUGCUCUAGUAGACAAGCUGUCGAAUUUCGAAUCUACGCGGGUAGUUGUCUUGUUUUUGUCGACAAAUCAUAUUUCAAUGUUGCUAAAAGCCGUAAAGGCAAAAAUGUCCACCGCCCCUUUAUCUAAAAGGAAAUUGUACAAGUUCAAGUGGCUGGCUAGUGACUUUUGGGGCACAAGACUGCGAUUUAUAGUCGAUAACGACUUGUCCGAAGCGGCAGAAGGCGCAAUUACGCUGACGCUUCAAACGACCUACGUUGACGGUUUCGAAAAAUAUUUUCGAAAUUUGACCCUCGAAAAUAACAAACGGAAUCCUUGGUUUAAAGAAUUCUGGGAAGAGACACAUAACUGUACACUGACGAAGUCAGACGCUGGCUUGAAAGUCUGUUCAGGGAAGGAAGAACUACCCACGUGGUAUCGUUUUGACGAUAAAGUUCCAUAUGUAAUAGAUGCUGUGUAUGCAAUGGCGAACGCUGUGAAUUUCUUGAUAUCCGCAUUUUGUAAAGGCAAAGAAGAUAAUUGCCAACCUUUUGUGUUUACUGGAAGAAACCUUCUUGAUUCAUUGAAAAACAAUGUAUCGUUUAAUGGCGAGUUAGGCCAAUUGAAGUUCGAUGAAAAUGGAAGCGUUGUACGAGAGUAUGAAAUUCAAGAAUUUGUGCUAAAGCCAGUUCCAGAGUACAGAAAGCUCGGUUCAUGGCCGCAUAGAGUCAAAGACAUCGUGCCAGCAGAAAAAGUACAAUCGACGUGUUCUGAGACAUGCAAGGGAGGCCAAUUUAGAAUCCCGAAGUACCAUAUGUCAUGUUGUUACACAUGUAAAGACUGUGGUCCCGACGAAUAUGCUGAAAGUGAAAGCCGUUGUAAGACCUGUAGUAACUGGGAAAAACCAAAUGCAACGAAGACAGGAUGUGUCUUGCUGCCUGAGGAGCCAAUGAACGCCACUUGGGUUAUACUGAUGACCACCAUGUCAAGCGUUGGCAUUGUUUUGACUUUCCUUAUCAUGUUUAUCUUUUUGUACCAUAACAGCACUGCCGUGGUCAAAGCCUCUGGAAGGGACCUGACUUAUCCCUUGCUUGUUGGAAUCAUUUUGUGUUACACCCUGCCGUAUGUGUGGCUCUCCGAACCGACCUCGGCUACAUGUGGAAUCACUAGAUUUGGCCUCGGUUUCGGCUUUUUUAUUUGUUACGCUGCUCUCGUAAUAAAGACGAAACGAAUCGAGCAUAUUUUCAGAGAUCGCGAUAAGAUAUCAAUAGAGAGGCCAUUAGCAAUGGGUCCGUCUUCCCAGACAUUAAUUUUGUUAGUAGCUGUUUUAAUAGAAGCUCUCUUUGCCAUUGUUGGUUUAUUUAUGGAAGAGCCUAAGACACAAAUCAAAGUUGACAAAGUGAGAGGCCAUCGACUAAAACUCUGUGUUCUACCAACCUACGACAUGGUGGUGGCUUUCUCAUGCAAUAUCUUGCUAAUCGUUGCCUGCACGGUCCUUGCAUUUCGAACUCGCAAAGUACCUGCCUGCUUCAAUGAGGCCAAAUACAUAGGCUUCGUCAUGUACACAACCUGCGUGAUCUGGAUCGCAUUUAUAACUGUUUACUUCGGAUUGGAAUUCCAUUACAAAGAAAUCGCUAUUUGCAUGGCAGUGUUCUUGUCCGCAACAAGUAUUCUCGCUGGCGUAUUUGGACCAAAGGUGUAUAUAAUUGUUUUCCGACCUGGAAGAAAUAUCCGAUCUCGUUCCGGACUUUUCAUCCAUCAUGUUUAUAGCAACCAGUCAUUUAUUGGAGAUUUUCCAGGACGCAAAACAACAACAACAACUGAACUGGAGCUGACAGUAACGAAUCCUGGACAUGGUGUUUCACGUGACAAUCAGAAUGCAACGCGACAGUGAAGACAGAGCAUCCGCAUUCUGGUAUUGAGCUCUAUAAGUUGAACAAUCGUUGUUCUAUUGUUAAUAAGUAUGCUAAUUUAUUCUCGUUUGAGCUUGAGUUCUCUUGUAGACUGUGGCCAGGGACUCCCCUUUGGUUCAUGCACUUUUAAAAUGCUAAGCGUUUUUUGGUUAGGGUGACCCUUCUGGGGGAAUCCAUGAAAUGUACAUGUGGCCCUUUAAAAUGCCUGUUCAUCACUCUCUGUCUGUAUAGAGAGUAUCAGCAUCAUUGAUUGGUUAAUAAAGCUCUAUCCGAGAAAUGUAUUUCAUCAACUUUAUUGGCAAUUAUGACAUAUCAUCCCUUUCUACUUUUUGUAUUUCUGUAAUAUCUAUCUAGCUCAAUUUUCUACUGAAAACUUUUUCCAAGACGCAUAAUGAAUAUAAAUAUGAAUAGAAGUUCAAUGCAAAACCGUCUAGGUAUUGGGUCACUGUUACUCUUGUAAAAUGCAUUAUUGUACAUAUUUCCUGUGUAAAUGUGUCUGACGAAAUUUGCACGGAUUAAUGGCAUCUUAGGCCAUCUGUCAAUCAAAAUUGGCCAAUAAAUAGGCGUAAUAACGCUCACAUGUUUAUUGAUUGGCCAAUAGUAGAUUGACAGGUGACAUAAGCCACUUUAGUUGUCUGUAAAUCAUAGUUCAUCACAUAUUAAAUAUGAUUGUUAAUUUAAUAUCUACUUGGAAUGGUGUGAAUAUAUUUUCUGAAUUUUAAGAUUUUGGGGAUAAUUAGCGAUUAGAAAUAUGUUUCAAUGUUUUAUCUUUUAUAGAUAGUGGCGUAUCCUGAUCUCCUGGGCGUAACUACUAUUGCUUUUAGGCGUAACUACUAUUGCUUUUAGGCGUAACUACUAUUGCUUUUAGGCGUAACUACUAUUGCUUUUAGGCGUAACUACUAUUGCUUUUAGGCGUAACUACUAUUGCCCUAGCCUCUCCAAAAAUGGUUGAAGUUGUUUUUCCCAAUACACAAUCCUUUUUUUUCGAUUUUUCUAAAGUGAUGGUGCCCCACAAAAACUAUCCCAAAACUUUACCCUUUCUCCUGGAUUGAUCUUUCUUUUACUAACCUUCAGGAAAUUUUUCCAACCAACACACUUUCCACAAAUCAACUAGCAAUAAAAUAAGGGUAAGAUGAAAGGGGGUGGGGAACAACAGCCCCUCCCCCUAAGGUAUCAAUUUUGUGAGGACUCGAGGACAUUUGCUUCUUUUCGGCAUUGGUCUGGAAAUUACAUCUUUACAUUCUGGAAUUUACCCCUUUAAAUGACCUCAACAUUAUUUUCGAACAUAUGCAGGUACGCCUUUGUUUAUGAGUUAAUUGAAUUUGUCUUUUUUACAAUAUCUCGUAUUAUGUACAGGUUUUUUAAUUUCUAUCAUGCAUGUUUUCAUUCAUCGCCUCUUUUCACUCGUGUCCCUUUCAAUCAAGAUUAAAAUAUAUUUGAAUGUUAGAAAGGGAAUUGGGAGUGAUUUUUGUAAACAAUAAUGUAAUUUUUAGUGUA